AUGACAACAUGGCUUACUGUUUCCCACCAGGCAAACCUCCCCAAUCUCCGACGGCUGUUCGUUGAGGCUCGCACCGAGGCUGAAGAAAACGAGCACUCCAGAACUGCGUUCUACAAUCUCGUCCUCUUCAUCUCCUCCGUCGCUGUGUUCAGUUUGGUGGCUCAACGCAUGGGCGGAACGAAGUCAGGAAAAUGA
Molecule: messenger RNA, 195 nt
Organism: Aspergillus saccharolyticus JOP 1030-1
Lineage: Eukaryota; Fungi; Ascomycota; Eurotiomycetes; Eurotiales; Aspergillaceae
Product: DUF5310 domain-containing protein
Exons: 2
Coding region: 1-195 (64 amino acids)
Biological process (GO): outer mitochondrial membrane organization
Source: RefSeq, a predicted model, not a curated record